AAAUUUCAUAGUAAAAACAACAAAGUCACAAAGGAAAACUUGUAUGUUUACUCUAAACCUGUUUGUCCGGGGGUGUGCUGGACGUACUACAGCCAAUCGUAUCUUUGGGGCCGGUUUCAGGUGUUGAGCAGCAGUAUAAAAACAGUCCCUCGCAUCUCUCAAUCACUACCUGUACAGGUGACUAUCAGUUCUACACUGCCUCUCUAUUUUCUUUCUCAACUCACCCAUUCAACCAACUACUGCCAUGUCUAGUAACAGAGCCUUUAGCAUGUUCGGUGGGGCCGGGGGAAGAGGCUCCAGGGUGUCCGUGGCCAGUCUGGAGGGGCUACGGAACGCGAUGCGUUCUGACCCAGAGAAUUCAAACGAUGUCUCUCCUGGCCCCGGGCCCGCCCCGGAUGAUAAGAAGACCAUGAAGGGUCUCAACGACCGUCUGUCCGGCUACCUGGGCAGGGUGAGGAACCUGGAGGAAGACAACAAAGAUCUGGAGGACCAGAUUCAGGACAUCUUGGACAAGAGAGGAGACCCCAACGGCCGAGACUGGGAUGUGGUUGAGAAACCGUUGAAUGACCUCAGGAAGAAGCUCCGUGAUAUGACCAUGGAUAAUGCACGUUUGUUACUGCAAAUUGACAACACCAAACUGGCCAAUGAUGACUUCAAAAACAAGCUGGACAACGAGAAGCAUGCCAGGAAGACUGUGGAGCGGGACCUGAUUGGUCUGAAGAAGAUGAUUGACGACACCAACCUGAACCGCAUGCAGCUGGAGAGCCAGGUCGAGUCUGUGAAGGAAGAGCUCGCCGUCCUCAAGAAGGACCAUAAGGAUGACGUUGAUGAGCUGCGUAAGAAGAUCAAGGACUCCAACGUCCUCGUGGAGUUUGACUCCCAGGACAAUAACCUGAGUGAUACACUCAACAAGAUCCGCUCCCAGUACGAGAAACUGGCCAAGAAGAACCUCAAGGAUACCGACGACUGGUACCAGAGCAAGUUUGACAGCAUCAAGGUAGAGGUGGUUCAGAAUACUGAGGCUCUGCAUUCAGGCAAGAAUGAGCUCAAAGACCUGCGCAGACAGAGACACCUCCUGGAGAUAGACAUACAGUCAAUAAUGAGCUUGGUCCACUCCCACGAGGAAUCUCUGAAGGACACGGAUGGGCGGUACAACCGUGAGAUGACCCGCCUCAAUAAGAUCCUGCUGCAGUUGGAGGGAGAGCUGGUCCAGGUGAGGACGCAGGUGGAGAGGCAUGUGGAUGACUACCAGGAGCUGCUUCACGUCAAGAUGAAGCUGGAGGCCGAGAUCGAGAACUACCGCAGCCUAAUGCACGACAUCGCCCCCGACGACAGCGUGGACUUUUCUUUAGAGCAGGCAGUGAAUUGUGAGCCGCCCCAGCCACCUAAGAAAGACUUGAUGAAGGAUGAGGUGGAUGGAAAGGAGGUCCCCAAAAAGACAGAAGCCCCGGCAACUCAGAAAAGUCUCCCUCCAAUUCAAGAGGCCCCCACAAAGAAGACAGAAGCCCCUGCAACUCAAGAGAGCCUCCCUACAAAGACAGAGGCCCCUACAAAGGCAGCUGAGGCUGAGACACCAACAACCGAAGCAGGCACCAGCUGAGGAGGAUACACCAAAGAAAGAUUCCUCCUCUUGUGUCUUCUUCCUCCUCCGAUGCAGACAAUAAUGACCAUAAAGAGAAAGCCAUAAAGAAGUCUGCCCCCUGAAACCCCCUCCUCACCUCAAACCCAUCCCUCUAGUCUUUUCUCUUCAUGUUUUGAAGCCCAGCAUCGUAACUAAUGAUGUUGUGUACGGUUUGAAGUAGAUUUGGUGUUGUUAAUCCACUGCAUUCUUUCUCAGAGAUGUUUCUCUACAAAAUAAAUAUGUUCAACACAUUG
This is a messenger RNA of Salvelinus fontinalis (brook trout), 1875 nucleotides long. RefSeq names its product keratin, type I cytoskeletal 18-like. The record is from RefSeq and is a predicted model, not a curated record. Bases 245 to 1600 code for a protein of 451 amino acids. Gene Ontology annotation, molecular function: structural molecule activity. The transcript is spliced from 8 exons. Lineage: Eukaryota; Metazoa; Chordata; Actinopteri; Salmoniformes; Salmonidae.